Macrobrachium nipponense is the source of this 3656-nucleotide messenger RNA. RefSeq names its product iron-sulfur clusters transporter ABCB7, mitochondrial-like (gene ABCB7). Bases 205 to 2385 code for a protein of 726 amino acids. The record is from RefSeq and is a predicted model, not a curated record. Gene Ontology annotation, cellular component: mitochondrial inner membrane. The transcript has 13 exons. Gene Ontology annotation, biological process: transmembrane transport; intracellular iron ion homeostasis. NCBI's taxonomy places the organism in Eukaryota, Metazoa, Arthropoda, Malacostraca, Decapoda, Palaemonidae. Gene Ontology annotation, molecular function: ATP hydrolysis activity; ABC-type transporter activity; ATP binding.
GGGUCUUGCCUGAAAUUGACAGAAACUGACAAAUGCCUUCGUUUAUGCCUAAGGGAUGCUUCAAAAUGCUUCGGGACUUAUCGUAGUAGUAACAUCUUGCGAGACAAUUUACCCGCAUUGUCCAGUUCGUACAGCCGGAUUGGAAGUAAGGUGCGGAUCACUUGUGAACUUAGGUGACUUCAGUGGAAACGUACAGAUUCAGUGAUGUCCAACAUGGCCAGUUGUGAAGUAGAAGGAUGCUGUUUUCCUGUAAAAAAGGGAAGAACAUGGCGGCAAAGGAAACGGAAAUGUAAAAAUCCUAAGGAGUGUAAAUACACAGUUGAUUGUUUUCCUGCAUUGGUAAAUCUUUCUAAGUGGAUGAAGAAUAGGUGUAGUGGACGAGCACUAAAACCUAGACUAAAAGCAGCUGUUUUUCAUAUAACAGGAAGGGGAUUAAUGACAGCUGAACUAAGUACACAUGGUGCUGGUGUGAGAGGUCCACUGACAAAAAAAUUUCAAGCAUGGCAUGCUCAUCAGAAGUUUGGUGUAAGGAACUGCUUCCAUCCAGGAGCAACAGCUUUGUCAAGAGAUUAUAUGGGAGUUACUACCAAAGAAGUUUCUGGCAGAGAAAUGAUUAGAGCUUUAGCAUCAUACGUAUGGCCAAAGGGAAAUCCAGCUGUUAAAGGACGUGUGAUGACAGCUCUUAGUCUGCUUGUAGGAGCUAAGCUUCUCAAUGUCCAGGUUCCAUUUAUUUUUAAAGAUGCCAUCAAUUAUCUAAAUGAACACACUGGUGAAGCACUCUCUAUGGCUGAUCCAGUUUCAGCAGUAACUACCACAGCUAUAUCUUUGAUGAUUGGAUAUGGUAUUGCACGCAUUGGGGCUGCUGGAUUCAAUGAACUUCGUAAUGCUGUUUUUGCCAAAGUUGCCCAAAACUCUAUACGGAAAAUAGCCAAGAAUGUCUUUCUGCACCUUCACAGUUUAGAUCUCAACUUCCACUUGAACAAACAAACUGGUGCCCUCUCUAAAGCCAUAGAUAGAGGAAGUAGAGGAAUAAAUUUUGUGAUGUCAGCAUUGGUUUUUAAUGUUGUUCCAACAAUUUUUGAAGUUUCUCUAGUGUCAGGUAUUUUGGCAUACAAGUGUGGGCCUGAGUUUGCUGCUGUAACCCUUGCAUCCAUCGCUGCAUACACAGCAUUCACUCUAAGCAUUACCCAGUGGCGAACAAAGUUCAGGGUGGAUAUGAACAAAGCUGAAAAUGAGGCAGGAAAUCGGGCCAUUGAUUCCCUUAUUAAUUAUGAAACUGUUAAGUAUUUCAACAAUGAAAAUUUUGAAGCUCAACAGUAUGACAAGUUUCUGAAAAAAUAUGAGACGGCAUCUCUGAAGACAGCAACAUCUCUUGCUCUUCUAAAUUGGGGUCAAGGUGCUAUAUUCAGUGUCGGACUUGCUGCAAUAAUGGUGUUAGCUACAAAAGGAAUUAUAGCAGGCAAUCUAAGUGUUGGCGACCUUGUUAUGGUGAAUGGUCUCUUAUUUCAGCUGUCCCUACCCCUAAAUUUUUUGGGAUCAGUAUAUCGUGAAGUACGUCAGGCUCUUAUCGAUAUGCAAACUAUGUUCUCUUUGAUGAAGGAACCUUUAACUAUUAAGAAUACAACAAAUGCGAAAGAACUUAUUGUCAGCCCUCAAGAAUCAUCGAUCAGUUUCAACAAUGUUUGCUUUGAAUAUGUUCCAGGAAACCCCAUUUUAAAUAAUCUGACUUUUACAGUUCCUGCUGGAAAGAAGAUUGCCAUUGUUGGUGGAUCUGGGUCAGGGAAAUCCACAAUUGUGCGACUACUGUAUAGAUUUUAUGAACCAAAGAGUGGAAAUGUGACAAUUAAUGGGCAAGAUAUUAAUCUUGUUGACCUUGAAAGUUUGAGGAAAUGUGUUGCUGUUGUUCCUCAGGACUGUGUUCUGUUUCAUGAUACCAUAGCAUAUAACUUGCAUUAUGGAAACUUGAAUGCUGACACUAGCAAGGUUGAAGAGGUUGCUGUUUUAGCAGAAAUACAUAAUUCUAUCCAGAGUUGGCCUAAAGGAUAUGAUACUCAGGUUGGUGAGCGGGGCCUUAAAUUAUCUGGAGGAGAAAAGCAGCGUAUAGCUAUAGCGAGAGCUAUCCUCAAAGAUGCUCCCAUUUUAAUUUUUGAUGAAGCAACAUCUUCAUUAGAUUCUAUAACAGAACAGAGUAUUUUGGAAGCCCUCUCUCGUGCAACAAAAGGCCGAACAUCAAUUUGCAUUGCUCAUCGUUUAUCUACUGUGGUGGAUGCGGAUGAAAUUCUUGUGUUAGAUGAAGGCUCUGUUAGAGAAAGAGGGUCUCAUAAAGAGCUUUUGCAGUUAGAUGGUCUUUAUGCAAGACUGUGGAAUUCUCAACAUCAAGUGUAGGUGCGGCUCAUAGGAGCUUUGAAAGUACAUUAUGUAAUUUACCCUGUAAAAUAUAACUUAUUUGGUUGUAUCAUAAUGCUAUUUGGUUUUAGGUAAUGCUUGAGAAACAUUAAAUUCUGUACUCUUGGUUAUUGUAUUUUUUUUUUUUUUUUUUUUUUUUUUUUGUCACUUAUGAAUACAGUCAUCUGGCCACAGUCUCAUCAACAAUAUAUGAAAAAUGAAUAUUAUUGCUUUUAAGUAAUUUUCCAAUUACUACUGUAAUUGUAAUAUAAUAUUGUUUAGUAAAUGGUUGCAUUUAAGAAACAGCUGUGUUUUGUAUCAUAUGACUAUGUAUAUAUAAAAUGUAUAAAAGAUGAUAGUCUGUAUUUACUCUAAUAACGAAUGAUAUCUCAAUAUCUGAGCAUAUUCAGAACUAAUUGACUUACAUUGAUAGGUUUCCCAUUGGCUUCUGAGUCAGUUUGUGUUUUGUAUUAUUAGUCUUUGGAACUUGGAAUAAAUAUUUGAGGGGAAAAUGUCACUCAAAAACAUAUUUUAAACAUUUUCGUUAUGGCAUUUGUACUGUAUUGGUAUUGAAGGUCCUGAAAAUCUGCACAAAUUGUUUCACAGUGACUGCUAAUUAACGUUCCUCAACAAAUGAAUGUAAAGCCACUUUUACAAUGAUUGUUGUUUAGCAGGGUUUUGUUUAGUUUGGCUUUAGUUGAUUCAUUAGAUUUUAUUUUUCUGGAAGGAAGAACUUUUUAUAACUAAUGACAUAAGGGGUGUUCUUGCUGGAACAAGAAUAGUUUAUAGUUUCUUUCAUGUAUAAAAAUAUCUCUUGACAGUUUUAUGACAGGAGGAAGGCCAAACCAAAUAAAACCAUGCUAAAGUCUGUUACGUGUUUGUUUCAAGAUCUUGAAUAGGAAUAGUGAUGACGAUUGAACUCCCUCAUCAACUUUUUUUUUUUUUUUUCAACUAGUGCUACUGUUGCUUGUUUUUCUAUGAGCAAAAAUAAUAAAUAUUUGAACUUUUGCUGUACAUAUGGUCUUGCUAUAUUGUUUAAAAACUUCAUAUGGACAUUGGCCAAUGGCACGUUCCUUGUUUUUGCACUGUAGAGGAAGAACAUGCUUCAUAUAUAAAUAGGAAAUGGUAGGCUGUUGUGUUAUCAGUUUCUGCUGUCAUUGAUUUCCAUUCUUUCAACAUUUUAUCUCUCAAUUCAUUUGCUAUUACGUAUAAUUGUACAUAAUGUAUAUUGGUGUUUGGAGAAUAUUUUAAAAAUAAAAGAAUGGAUUUUG